ACUCUGGAGGACACAGAAGAUUAUCUUCCAUACAUCAUACAUAGGUGAUCGGUUCUGUCUACUGAUCGAUACCAUGACCCGGAGUCCCGAAGGUUUCACUGUGAUCUGUCUGUACCUGUCCCUGGCUUCAGGUUUGGUGUCACUCAACAAUGGUAAGGAAAUUUAUUUGGGAGACACGGUGACCUUAUCCUGUCAGGAGGGAUGUAAUAAAUCAGUGACCAGAGACGACAUAACGCAGAUUAUUUGGGGAAAAAACAACAAUUCUCACAUUCUGCGGUUCGCUACAACACUAAAACCGAAUGAGACAGCGUCCAACUUCUCAGAGCCCAGAUACUCCUUCCAGGAUCCGACCAACCUCCGGAUAACGGACGCCCAGCCCAGCGACUCCGGGAAUUACUCCUGUGAUUUAUCAACAAGCAUCGGAAACUGUCAGAACAUUUUAUCUCUUCAUGUAUCAGAAAAACCUUCCACCAUUCCCGGCUCUUGGAGCUACUGGCGAUGGAUAAUUGUUUCUUCUGUAUUUGUCAUCAUCUGUGCAGCUGGGAGUGAAUCAAGAAUAGAAAAAGCCGCACACCCCGAGAUCAACAGGCAGCAGCUACAGAGCCCUGAUAUUCCUCCACGCCUUUAUCCAGGCCUCCUGCUGCCACCUGUUUUUCUCAAGACCCCGAAUCUUCCCAACCUCACCCAGAAUAUCCUGCACCACCACAUCGACAGGGAGGAUUUUACUCCGCAAGGAUACCUGACACCGUGCACUCCAUGUGAAAAAACGGACUACUAG
This is a messenger RNA of Rana temporaria (common frog), 778 nucleotides long. RefSeq lists its product as uncharacterized. NCBI's taxonomy places the organism in Eukaryota, Metazoa, Chordata, Amphibia, Anura, Ranidae. The record is from RefSeq and is a predicted model, not a curated record. The transcript is spliced from 4 exons. The coding region runs from base 74 to 778 and encodes 234 amino acids.